AUGCGCAGGAUGUCGCAGGCAUCUGCGGUCGCUGCCUCAGGGGUCACUUCGGCGGGAGAGCUCGCGUCGGCCUCGGGAGCCGAGAAACACGCGAGACUCGACGCCUCAAGCGGAAAUGAGGCAACCAAGCCGCGUAGUUGCGUGGUAUGCCGAAGCCGGAAAGUUCGCUGCGACAAGCGGGCACCAUGCUCGAAUUGCCGUCGGGCGAAUAUCGCCUGCGUGCGUCCACCAGCGGACCGUCAACCGAGAUGGGCCCGCCGUCUCAACUCGGCCAACAGCGCGGGUUUCGACUCACAGGCAGCAGACGGGAUGAUGCAGAGAAUUCGCAACCUUGAAACCCUUGUUCAUGAGCUACGUAAUCAGUUGGAACAGGCGAAAUCAGUAAGUCAGUCCGUUGCUGGAGGAUCAUCCGGGGUUGGUUCGCCUGAGGGCUCUAUGCAUGACCGGUUAUCAAACCCAUCUUCCCUUGAUACUGCCAACGUGGAGAGUCAGUUUGGGAGACUCGUGCUACAGGAUGAUAAUUCAAGCCGCUACAUCAGUAGUGGGUUUUGGUCUCGGAUCAAUGACGAGCUUGAUGGCCUUAGGAAAGAUGCUCAUACGUUUCCGUCGGGAAACUCAGAGAUCUCAGAUGAUGAGUUGACACCGGAUAGUAUCCCUUCUACUCAUGAACUUGGGCGGACUCCUGCAGAGCGUCACGGGUUCUUAUUUGGGCACAAUCUGCGCUACUGUCCCCCCGAUCUGACCGGCUUUCAUCCACUUCCGUCUCAAAUCCCCUUCUUGAUAGACGUAUUUUCCGAAAAUGUCAACAUCAUUUUCCAAAUACUCCAUAUUCCCACUGUUAAGAAUAUGGUUCGCGACUGGCGCGGCCGUGAAAUGAAGGGAUUGACCCCGGCCAACGAGGCUCUAAUGUUUUCUAUUUACUAUGCCGCUAUAACAUCUAUGGAGGCGGAUGAUGUACUACUCAAUUUCGGAGCCACAAAAGCGGAGGUCAAUCUCAAAUAUCGCCAAGGCCUGGAGCAUGCACUUGCAAGGGCUGACUUUCUGAAUGUGCCGGAUCUGGUUCUUGUGCAGGCAUUCGCCAUAUUUCUAGCUCUCGUGGGUCGACAUGAUAGCUCAAGAUUUGUGUGGAUGAUGACAGGCCUGGCUAUUCGAAUGGGUCAAGCUCUGGGUUUGCACCGUGAUGGGACACGGUUCAAUCACCUGACUCCGUAUGAGAUCGAGAUGCGACGAAGAUUAUGGUGGACAUUGUGCUUGUUGGAUGUGAGAGUAUCCGAAAGUCAAGGCACCGACUAUACCAUCGGAGACGGAAGCUUUGAUACUAAAAUGCCUCUGAAUCUCAAUGACACCGAUCUAGACCCUGAAUCGAAGCAAGCGCUCCAAGCCCACGAUGGAUUGACUGAUAUGUCCGUUGCACGCGUCUCGUUCGGCAUGUGCGCAGUCACACGGCAGAUGAUGGCCCAAAGCUCCAAAACCGAGACCCCAAGUUUAGAGGAGCAAAGCCGGUUGUUACAAAAGAUAUACCGAGACCUUGAACGAGAGUUUCUUCAACACUCAGCAGAGUCAGGGAGCAUCACUUAUUGGGUGAUUGUCAGGGUUGCUCGGCUCGUUAUGGCUAAGAUGACUCUACUAAUAUACAUGCCUUUAUUAUUUGUCUCGCCAAAUGAGGAAUGUUCUGAGGAGCUUAGGACAAAACUCUUGGUAUCAGCUAUUGAGGUUGCCGAGUACAACCACAUCCUGAACAACGAACAACAAUGCCGCCACUGGCGCUGGGUAUUCCAAACCUAUACCCAUUGGUACUCCAUCGUCUACAUGAUGAUAGAGAUCUCUCGACGUCUGUGGUCAGCUCUUUCCGAGCGGGCCUGGGUGGCGCUUCAUAGUGUUUGGCUGAUACCCGCUCGAUCAUGCAUGGAAAAUAACUUACGCAUCUGGGUUCCACUUCGACAGUUGAUGGACAAGGCUAGAAAACAUCGAGAAAUGGAGCUCGGACGGUUGCGAACUGACCCCGAAGCUGCUCAAAGGUUAGAGCAGAUCUAUCGUAUAUAUCCUUUGCCAUCAAGUCCGGGACCGUUUCUGCCUGGAUCGAAUUCUGCCGACCUUUUCCUUGAGCGAUGGUGCCAGUUGGUGUCAACCCCGGAUAAAGGAGGGCAUACCAUGGGAACGUCAGAUUUUGCGGAUGUCUUAACCCCGUCAAAUUACCACAUCGAUACCACCCAGCCAAGGGUUGAUUCUGCCUCCUCUGUUCAGAACCUCUGUUCAACUUACACCGUUGAAUCGGUAUAUCCUGUCGCCGAUGCGCGACACCUCGGGUACAAUAUAUCACACGCCAAGUCUGCCGACUUCUUUUCGACAGAUGCUCCCAAUGCAGGCGACACGUUUGGAUCGGAAAACUCUGCUGCUCCAAUAUCCAACUAUCUCCCGACAGUACGAGAAGAACAGCUCGGUGGCCAACCCGCUGACCCAGCCGUUGCCCCUUGGCUAUGGCCCGAAGGAGAGAUACCAACCAACCUCACAAUGACUAGUAACGGACUACCUGAUAUCAGCAUAGGCUUAGAUGAUGAGGUAAACUGGUACAAUUGGGUCGACGCCGCAAAGGAUAUGGAGUGCGAUAGGGGGCUUUCUGAUGGGCCAAUCUAG
Messenger RNA from Penicillium paradoxum, 2634 nucleotides. Its product is annotated as Zn(II)2Cys6 transcription factor. The coding region runs from base 1 to 2634 and encodes 877 amino acids. The transcript is spliced from 3 exons. The record is from RefSeq and is a predicted model, not a curated record. Lineage: Eukaryota; Fungi; Ascomycota; Eurotiomycetes; Eurotiales; Aspergillaceae. Gene Ontology annotation, biological process: regulation of DNA-templated transcription; DNA-templated transcription. Gene Ontology annotation, molecular function: DNA-binding transcription factor activity, RNA polymerase II-specific; DNA binding; zinc ion binding.